UUUGAGACAUACGGGAUUGUCGUACUCUAGUCAAAGAUUAGUUGAAUUAGUGACGUUUACGGUGUAGGAAGUUCUAUUGCGAAAGUAUAAGACUAAGAUUAAUCUUAAAGGUAAUAAUUUAUAUGUAUUAAAACGUUUGUUGAGUACUUACAUUUAGGAUGGGUUCGUUGUUUCGGUGUGAAGAGAUGACAUUAUGUCAGCUUUUUCUUCAAUCUGAAGCAGCUUACGCUUGUGUAUCUGAGCUAGGAGAACUUGGGCUUGUGCAGUUCAGAGACCUUAAUCCUGAUGUUAACUCUUUCCAAAGGAAAUUUGUUAAUGAAGUCCGCCGCUGUGAUGAAAUGGAGAGAAAGUUGCGUUUCUUGGAAAAAGAAAUAAAAAAAGAUGGCAUUCCAAUGUUAGAUAUUGGAGACAACCCUGAAGCUCCACAGCCUAGAGAGAUGAUUGAUCUGGAGGCAACAUUUGAAAAACUGGAAAAUGAACUGAAAGAAGUAAAUACCAAUGCAGAAGCCUUGAAGAAAACAUACUUGGAAUUAACAGAACUGAAGCAUAUAUUGCGUAAAACCCAGGCUUUUUUUGAUGAGGCAGAAUUUCAUCAUGCACAGAUGCAUGACCCCAGUAUGCAGGAAGAGAGUGUAACCCUGCUGGGAGAAGAGGGACUGAGAGCUGGUGGACAGGCUCUUAAACUAGGAUUUGUAGCAGGAGUUGUAUUGAGGGAAAGACUACCUUCCUUUGAACGAAUGUUGUGGCGAGUGUGUAGGGGAAAUGUUUUCCUCAGACAAGCAGAAAUCGACACUCCUCUGGAAGAUCCCGUGUCAGGUGAUCAAGUGAAUAAGUGUGUGUUCAUUGUCUUCUUUCAAGGAGAACAGUUAAAAUCAAGAGUUAAGAAGAUAUGUGAAGGUUUUCGUGCCACUUUAUAUCCAUGUCCAGAAACCCCAGCUGAUCGCAGGGAGAUGUCUAUUGGAGUUAUGACUCGUAUUGAAGACUUAAAUACAGUUUUGGGACAAACUACAGACCACAGACAUAGAGUAUUAGUAGCAGCUGCCAAAAAUAUCAAAAAUUGGUUUGUGAAAGUUCGAAAGAUCAAAGCUAUCUAUCACACACUGAAUCUUUUUAACCUGGAUGUCACCCAGAAGUGUCUAAUUUCAGAAUGUUGGUGUGCAGUUUGUGAUCUUGAGAAAAUUCAGAUGGCAUUGCGGCGUGGAACAGAAAGAAGUGGCAGUACAGUGCCAUCCAUCUUGAAUCGAAUGGACAGUAAGGAGACUCCUCCAACAUACAAUCGCACAAACAAGUUUACUCGUGGUUUUCAGAAUAUUGUUGAUGCAUAUGGUGUAGCCAGCUAUAGAGAAGUUAAUCCUGCACCUUACACAAUCAUUACGUUUCCUUUCUUGUUUGCCGUAAUGUUUGGAGAUGCUGGACAUGGACUGAUAAUGGCGCUAUUUGGCCUUUGGAUGGUGUUAAAAGAAAAGGCUCUUUCAGCUCAGAAAUCAGAUAAUGAGAUCUGGAAUACUUUCUUCAAUGGUCGAUAUAUCAUACUACUCAUGGGAACAUUCUCUAUCUACACUGGAUUGAUUUACAAUGAUGUUUUCUCUAAGUCACUAAAUAUUUUUGGUUCAUCAUGGAAUUCUCCUGCAAUGAAAGAACUCUUUCCGAGCCAUAUUCAGCUGAAUCCAGCAAGUCAAUAUCAAGGUGUUCCCUAUCCUUUUGGUAUUGAUCCAGUUUGGCAAGUUGCAGAAAACAAAAUCCUCUUUAUGAACUCCUACAAGAUGAAAGUGUCCGUAAUCUUAGGAGUAUCUCAGAUGAUUUUUGGUGUGAGUCUUAGCCUAAUUAACCACAAGUACUUCAAGCAUCCACUAAAUGUUAUUUGUGAGUUUGUGCCACAGAUAAUUUUUCUGUUGGCCAUCUUUGGUUAUUUGGUUCUGUUAAUCUUUGCGAAGUGGGUGACUUAUGAUGUCAGUGAUUCCAGCUGUGCUCGAAGUCUUCUGAUAAUGCUAAUCAACAUGUUCAUUUUCAGCUAUCCCACUCACCCAUGCUACCUUUCAGCUAUGUAUAAUGGUCAGGAAGGAAUCCAAGCAAUCCUUGUGAUCUUGGCCAUUGUUUGCAUUCCAUGGAUGCUAUUUGUGAAGCCUUUCAUUCUUCGCAGGCAGUGGCUUAAUCGACCCCACCUUAUGAGUAGUCCUAAGCCUGCUGAUGGAGCCAUAGAUGAAGGUGAAGUAGUUCAUGAAGAUGGGACAACAAGAAUUGAAGCUGGACAUGAAGAGAGUGAAGAGGGCUUUAAUUUUGGAGAUGUAUUCAUUCAUCAGGCUAUUCAUACCAUUGAAUACUGUUUGGGAUCCAUUUCUCACACUGCUUCUUAUCUGCGUCUGUGGGCUCUUAGCUUAGCUCAUGCUCAGCUAUCAGAAGUACUAUGGACAAUGGUAAUGAAAAUUGGAUUUGUAGUUCCAACAUGGCCAGGAGGAAUAAUCUUGUACCUCAUUUUUGCCUUUUGGGCUGGUUUGACCAUUGGAGUCUUAUUGAUCAUGGAAGGACUGUCAGCAUUUCUACAUGCUCUUCGUCUUCACUGGGUGGAGUUCCAGAGCAAGUUUUAUGGAGGAACAGGAUACAUGUUUUCUCCUUUCUCUUUUGAAACUAUUUUGGAAUUGGCAAGUACUGAAGACAAAUGAAGAUGAGGAGCUUCUCCAUCUAAUGUAUUUUCCAAAUUUUUGUCAUGUAUCUUUGAUGUUAAAUAUUGUGUUUUAGUAUUUAAAAUACAUUAGUUAGAAAAAUGAUUUUGAUGAAAAAAUGAACUGUGAAAAUAGUGGGGAAGAGAAUACACAAAGUUGUGGAGUUUAAAUUUUUUUUAAAUUUGUAAAAAUUGUCACAGGAAUCAGCACAGCAUCUUUUACUAUUGAACCUAGGAUUGUCAACAGGGAUGGGGGAAUUCUGGAAAUCAGUGAUUUGGGGUUAUUUUGAUAGAUCUUGAUGAAUGAAGCUCGGCACAACUUCUAAAAUGGAAAAAAAAAACAAACUAAAUAUUAUUAAAAAUGUGACAUAAUUAAAUCUAUAUGGAUUAAACUGUGGUGAUACCAUACUGGGGAUUAUACCAUCCUUCUUAUAUUUACUUUUCAUUGCAGAAAUGGAAUUUUUAAUUUCAGAAUUUCUAGGGAAAUCAUUUUAUAAUACAUCUACUUCAACUCCAACAUGGCAUCUUUGGGUGUUACUAGCUAUUAUGUUUGCAAAACAUUGAAACUAUUGAUUUCUUAUGAAUGAUUCUAAUCCCCCUUUUUGAAGUUAAUGAUACCAUUGUGCCUGUUUUUUAUUUAUGUUUUGCUGUCAAUGCAGUAAUUAAUUGCUGAAUCUCUGAUUCAACUGGUAUGUCAAAUUGAUUGGAAUAUGUUCUUCCUUCAUUCGACCUGGACCCACGAUUUAGCUUACUCGUUCGUAAAUCAUCACAUUCACAACCACGUAUAGAACAUUUCAAGUAUGUUUCAUUUCUAUAUUAUUUUACUUUACAUUUAUAAGUUUACUACUUCACGUUGGUUCUCAUUGUCUCAGGUCAGGUCACGAGUCCAGUCACAGGUCUGGUCCAGCAACCUAGAUCUUGAAAAUAGUGCCAAACAUCAUCUUUUUGUCUAAUCAAAACAACCCAAAACUUUCCAGAAUUACUCAUUUUUUUGAUGCACAUCAAGAUGCUGGGCUGGCUCAUGUGAUAUGUAUUAAAACUGUAAUGGGAAGAUGUACACGACACUUGAUUAACCUACUUGAAAUAUAGUGAUAAGAUAUACACAAGAUUAGUUUGUUUUAAACUAUUACAAGGUUAGUGAAAAGUUAUACCAGAUCCUUUGGUUUGAAUAUAAUUAUUUGUUAAUGCAAUCAAUGAGGUGAGAUAUGCUGUAUUUAGUUUCAGAAUGUGUAAGUUAUUUUCCUUUUGUAUGGGUUGCCAGUAAUAAAUGUCAAAAAAUGAACAUUUAUAUGCUGUGUUUUGUUGAAUUUGAAAUUGCAAGUUGAGAGACAAAACUUGUUGUUUUAUGAAUUUAGUUCAUAAGAAGCCUAGUCACUUUGUUUCUUUAACUUUUAAAAUUUUUUGAAUUUUUAUUUGUUUUAUGUUAUCGCAUUUUUUAAAGCAUUUAUUAAUUAAGAUUUUGAGGUAAAUACUCUAUAUAGAUUUUAAAAGGUGUGGUAGAUUGGUUUACACGAUACUCCAGAUUUGAUUAAUUUUUCCUUGUUAUUAAUAGCCUUUCAGUGUCUUGCAGAGUGCUUUCCCUGGGAGGAAGUUUAUUUUGAGGUUCUGUUUCUAUACAAUUUGGGUUUAGUUAAAAUAACUAGUGUGUGGCAGUGCAUUUAUUUCUCAUUCUUUUGUUUGUUAGUAAAUAGAUAAGGAUGACCUGGCUGCUCCAUAACUCUCAGUGUAGGUUAUUCAAUUACUGAAUUCCAACGGAACAGAUAAGAAUACUUAUUGGAAGAGGAAAUACCAUGAAAAAAGAAAUAAUAAUUUGAGUACAGUACAAAAACCAGUACUAGAAAUGAUACUAAGCAGUGUUAAUACAGCUGGUCUGGGUUCUUGUGACAACUUUUGCCUUUCUUUUCUGUUGCAUUUCUUUGUUUUAAAAUUUCUAUAAAAUAAUAAACUUUAUGUAAUUUGAAACUUUUUUUGCAAUAGUCAUUAGUUAAAGUAUUGUAAUUAGUGUUAUUUAACCUAAUGUGACUUCAUACCAAGAUGUGAUCAGUGCUUUGUUUAUUCGUGGCAUAACCAGAAAAAUGUGUAUUGUGUUCAGAUAAGAACACCAAGUAGUUUUCGAUCAUCUUGUACCUAAGUAUGAUGUUAUUGUUGAAUAAGGUUUUCAUUUUAUGAGUUAAGUAAUUUAGCUUCUUAGUAGUUUUAUGAAAAAACAUUUAUUAGAAAUAUUUGACUGCUUUUCCUCUGUGUUGUCCCAUGUAAAAUAACUGAUUGCAAUAUUCAUAUCAAGUGUAACAUUCAAAUAGUUGCAUUUUGAAAAUAAAGUGUUUGUGUAGCAUUA
Molecule: messenger RNA, 4994 nt
Organism: Limulus polyphemus (Atlantic horseshoe crab)
Lineage: Eukaryota; Metazoa; Arthropoda; Merostomata; Xiphosura; Limulidae
Gene: Vha100-1
Product: V-type proton ATPase 116 kDa subunit a-like
Exons: 20
Coding region: 159-2660 (833 amino acids)
Biological process (GO): proton transmembrane transport; vacuolar acidification
Cellular component (GO): vacuolar proton-transporting V-type ATPase complex; vacuolar proton-transporting V-type ATPase, V0 domain; plasma membrane
Molecular function (GO): ATPase binding; proton-transporting ATPase activity, rotational mechanism
Source: RefSeq, a predicted model, not a curated record